Molecule: messenger RNA, 2492 nt
Organism: Penaeus vannamei (Pacific white shrimp)
Lineage: Eukaryota; Metazoa; Arthropoda; Malacostraca; Decapoda; Penaeidae
Product: sentrin-specific protease 8
Biological process (GO): proteolysis; protein deneddylation
Molecular function (GO): deNEDDylase activity; cysteine-type peptidase activity
Source: RefSeq, a predicted model, not a curated record
UUUAAGAUAACUUGAGCAGGGAAAUAAUAUUUAGGAAAGUCUUUGAAUAAGUGAAAAUCAGUGUUCUUCAGAGGGUUAUAAUUUCGCCAACAUGGGAGACCGCGUUGUUCUCAGCUACCACGACUGUCUUAUCAUGGAGUCAGAUUUGCGGUUGUUAGAGGGUCGCAAUUGGUUGAACGACUCACUCAUUUCCUUUUGGUUCGAGCACCUUCAGCAUGAGGUCUUCCGAGGAAAUUCCCGUCUUCUGUUUAUCAGCCCGGAGGUUACCCAGCUGAUUAAAAUGGGAGAUCCUAAUGAAUUGCCAAUUUUUCUUGAUCCCCUUGAUGCAAAGUACAAGGAAUAUAUAUUUCUUCCUGUGAAUGACAACUCGUCUGUGAUUGCACCUGGGGGCAGUCACUGGAGUCUCUUAAUUUACAGUAAAUAUGACAGCAAGUGGUAUCAUUACGACUCUCAAAGGGGCUGCAACUACCGCGAUGCUCGUUGCCUUGUACAAAGGAUUAACUCGUACUUGGACAGGGAUAUACCAGCUACCCUAGUGGAUGCUAGUUGCACACAGCAGGAUAAUAGCUAUGACUGUGGGGCCUUUGUCAUGACGUAUGCACACAGAGCGGCUGAGCAGGCCUUGAAGGGUUCUGCCAUCGGGACGUGCUUUGUGGACAGACAAGAAACAAAUCGCAUGAGAGAUUUGAUUAAGUCUCUUGUUUACAGCCUGAAGCGGUGAAGAUGAGAAGGGAAGAAAUCAACACACCUCCUGCCUUGUUCCUUGACUGCCGUAUAAACCGUCAAAUUAUAUACUAGGCACACUUUAGCCUAACAUGUGUUGAAGCUCCUAGUGAUGCUACGUGUCAGAUGUUGCUUGUCAUGAGCAAGACUCGGCCAGGGUCUGCAGUGUGCUGCUUGUUCCUGAUUGCUGUGGCAUUAUUUUUUUUGUUGAUUUUGGAGUGACAAGCAGUCCCUUUUGAGUUGCAGAAUACCUAACUUCAACAUGUUCUAAGCCCAUUUAUGCUUCAUUAUUAAUGGAGAUACUUACCUCAGGUUAUUUUAUUAGAUGGUUUUUUGCUCUUGCACUGAAAAAAGGAACAGGAACUAUUUUAGAGACUAAUAGUCUGCUAAAUGUUAGUUGAUUAACUGCUACUGAGUUUGCAAUGAUGAAUAAAAAGGUGCAUAGAUAAUUAGGUUAUGAUUAUCCUAUUUAACAGUCUUCUUUUCAAGAAAAUAGGAUAUGGAAGAAAAAUGAAAAGAACUUAUGCCAAAGAAGGAGAUUGGAUAUUUGUGACUUCAUAUGUAACCUAUUAGAUUCAAGAUACUGGCACACAACUCUACUGACCUCAUAACUGACAUCCAGUUGUCCCAGGCUGCAGUAAAUGUUAUGACAUAGCAUGUCAGAGUCAUAUAUUGAAGCUAUGCUGUUUGUCUACAUCUUGAAGGUAACACAAAAAAAAAAUUUCUGGAACUUUUUUGCCAUACAGGCACCACGAGGCUAACCAGAUUUCUCAGGUGCACAAUUUUUGGUUAAAGACCCAGAAUUACACAUACCUUGUAUGAAAGCAUUGUUGUGAAAUCCAUUGAUGUUUUACAUAUUAUUUGGCGAUCAUGUGCCGACUAGUAUUCAACCUAUUGGUCAUUGUUCAUUUGCCUGAAAAGUCAUAUAUUCAGAUUGCAACUGAUUUUGUGAAGCACUUUCAUAUUUUUCUCUUGGGUAGCAAAGGAAACAGAACUUGAUAAAUUGUAAGUUGAGACCACGUCUUGAUAACAUAAUUAUGUGAAUGAAUCAAAAAUACCCUUACAAAAUAACAAGUAACCUUAGUGCUAAAUUUUUCUUGCAUAUAUUUUUGUCUUAGUUGUCAGUUCAUUAGAGUGAGUGCAUUUUUUUUUCUUUUUUUUUAAUACUUAGAAGUCAGAAAUGAUCUGUGUUAGAUUUAAAGUGAGAAGAAAAGUCCAGUAUUCAGGAAGUGCAAAUGGCUAAAUUAUAUAUAAGAUAUACAUAUAUAUGAAAAUAACUCUUAUUAUGGUUUUCAUUUGUUAUAUACUUUCAAAUAGUGUAAAUGUAUUAAUUGAAAAAUGCAACAAACUGGUGAGUCUCAUGGAAAUCUUAACAGGUCUGAUUCCUGAUUGUAAUUAUAUGCAUGAUUUAUAUUAUUCCAAGUGGUAUUGCAUGUAACAAACAGCACAAAGUGCAAAUUUGAUUUCUUUCACUAAAGCUAAUUAAGUGAAGUAAAAAAUGCUUUACCUGAUUUAUUUUUAAAUGUAUAAGUAAUAGAAGAAGUGGUGAAAUAUACUAGAAGAUAUUGCACUACAAUAACUGGCUGAAUAUAGAUUUGAUAAAAGGAAGGGCAGUGAGAAAGGACAAUGUAACUCGGAACAAAAAGUUUUUAAAAUUGAUUUUUUUUUUUUCUCAAAUGCAAUAGUACUUGAAAUAGAAAAUUAAGGUUGAUAAAUAUAUUUAAAUAUUUACUGUAAUAUUUAAAAAAAUACAUUGUCUUUACCAGGAA